AUGACGUCUUCUAUUCGAGCUUUGGAUCCAUCUGUGGUCAAUAAAAUAGCAGCUGGUGAAAUUAUUAUAUCUCCUGUUAAUGCCUUGAAAGAGAUGAUGGAAAAUUCCAUCGAUGCAAAGAGUACGACUAUCGAUAUUUUGGUAAAGGAGGGUGGUAUUAAAUUGUUACAAAUAUCUGAUAAUGGAUCUGGUAUUAGUAAAGAUGAUUUACCUUUAUUAUGUGAACGGUUUACUACUUCAAAAUUGUCCACUUUUGAAGAUUUAAAUGAAAUUAGCACAUAUGGGUUUAGAGGUGAGGCCUUGGCUAGUAUAUCACAUAUUGCUAAGAUAACAGUGACUACAAAAAUUAAUAACGAUAAAUGUGCAUGGAGAGUCUCGUUUGCACAAGGUAAAAUGAUCGAUACACCACUACCCAUUGCUGGAACUAAUGGGACUACUAUUCUAGUGGAAGAUUUGUUUUAUAACAUGCCUUCAAGACUGAGAUCAUUAAGAUCUCCUAAUGAAGAGUACAAUAAGAUCCUGGAUGUUGUAGGGAGGUAUGCGAUACAUUCUUCAAAGAUAGGAUUUUCAUGUAAAAAAUUUGGUGAUUCACAAUUUUCGUUAUCUAUAAGAGCCACGCUAGAUACAAAAGAUAGAAUACGAGCUGUCUAUAAUGGGAGUGUUGCUUCAAAUUUGAUUAAUUUUGUGGUAGAUGAAAAUGAAGGACUACCUUUGGAUAAAUUAACCGGUUAUAUCAGUAAUAUGAAUUAUAUUUCUAAGAAGGCUAUAUCACCAAUUUUUUUCAUUAAUAAUAGAUUAGUUACAUGCGAUCCAUUGAGGAGAAUAUUAAAUCAGACAUAUAUGAAUUUUUUACCAAAGGGGAAUAAACCAUUUAUAUAUCUCAGUCUAAUGAUUGAACCAACAUCUGUAGAUGUGAAUGUGCAUCCUACAAAGAGAGAAGUUAGAUUCUUAAAACAAGAUGAAAUUAUUGAACAGAUAUCUUUAAAAGUAAAUGAAGAGUUAUCAAAAGUGGAUACAACUAGAACCUUCAAGGCAUCAUCGAUACUUACAGGCUCUCAAUCCAUUGGACAAACAUCUGCAGUAAUUAGAUCUAAAUCUUUAUAUCGUCAAAGUAACUCACAAGUAAAUGCUGAUUCGAGUAACCUUUCACAAACCACCCCUAACAAGGUUAGAAAAUAUGAAAAUAAGAUGGUUAGAACAGAUGCUUCACAGGCAAAAAUUACGUCGUUCCUAAAAUCAAGUCAAUAUGUAGAGGGUAAUUCAUUAAAUAAGGAUAAUAAUAAUGAAGUCCUUAAUCUAGAAGAAGACACCGAAGAGGAACAAAACAAUAAUAUAUCAUCACCGUCACCAACUGUAGAUGAUACUAGUAACAAGUUAAUAGAGCUACCAAAUGAAGAAACUAAUAUUCUAGAUAAAUCAUCUCAAGUUAAGCAAACAGGGCACAAUUUCAAUUAUGUUGUCAUUAAGAAUAAAAGAAGCAUGGUUAAUUUAUCCAGCAUAAAAGAGCUACGAGAAGCUGAGGAUAAUAGAGCUCAUAAAGAGUUAACAAAUAUAUUUGCGAACUUGAACUACGUGGGUAUCGUAGAUACUGAAAGAAGACUUAUAUCCAUUCAACAUGAUUUGAAACUGUUUUUGGUUGAUUAUGGUUCAAUUUGUAAUGAAUUAUUCUAUCAAAUAGGGUUAACAGAUUUUUCCAAUUUUGGAAGGAUCAGUCUCCUGACUGAAAAUAAUGAAAAUUUGAAAUUGGUAAAUUUAUUAUCUGUCUUCGAAGAUCUCCCUAAACAGAAAGUUCGUGAUAUUGUAAGCUCUUUAUGGCAAAUGAAGGAAAUGUUGGAUGAAUAUUUUUCAAUUACAUUGAAAACCGAUGACGACAGUGAAAACUUAAACCAAGUCCAGCUACAAUCAAUACCACUGUUGUUAAAAGGUUACAACCCUUCAUUGGAUAAGUUGCCACUCUUUAUCCGUCGUCUUGGAACUAAAGUGAAUUGGGAGAAUGAAAUUGAUUGUUUAAAUGCUAUUCUUAAGGAAAUCGCUUUACUAUACGUACCACCGAUCAUUAAAACAAUCGAUCAAAAUGAUGGUAAUCUAUGUGAUGAACAGAAGAUUGCUUUUGUUAAUAAAUCUGAGUUACUUGAAACUACAUUAGAAAAUAUUGUAUUUCCUACCAUUAAGAGGAGAUUUCUUGCCACUAAUAACCUUGUGAAGGAUGUGGUUGAAAUUGCCAACCUUCCUGGUCUUUAUAAGGUUUUUGAAAGGUGUUAG
Messenger RNA from Maudiozyma barnettii, 2262 nucleotides. It is a transcript of the gene MLH1, whose product is annotated as mismatch repair ATPase MLH1. Gene Ontology annotation, cellular component: MutLalpha complex. The record is from RefSeq and is a predicted model, not a curated record. Bases 1 to 2262 code for a protein of 753 amino acids. The transcript has a single exon. NCBI's taxonomy places the organism in Eukaryota, Fungi, Ascomycota, Saccharomycetes, Saccharomycetales, Saccharomycetaceae. Gene Ontology annotation, molecular function: mismatched DNA binding; ATP hydrolysis activity; ATP-dependent DNA damage sensor activity. Gene Ontology annotation, biological process: mismatch repair.